Molecule: messenger RNA, 811 nt
Organism: Carica papaya (papaya)
Lineage: Eukaryota; Viridiplantae; Streptophyta; Magnoliopsida; Brassicales; Caricaceae
Source: RefSeq, a predicted model, not a curated record
AAGCUCGCCGGCUCCAUUUCGCAAACAAACCGAAGCAAAGGAAAGCUUCAGAGCACUUUCAGCAGACAAUAAUAUCAACAGUUUCGAAUUCUUAACCAAAUCAAAGCCUAUGGCACCAGAAGGAGGAGAAGAACAACAACGAGAAGGAGGAGAAGAACAACAUCGAGAAGAAGAAGAAGAGGAAGGAGAAGUUGGAGAAGACCAUGACGCACCUGCACAUUACCCCUCUGCGCCACUCGAUGAAUUAUUUGACAUUUCAACAACAGUCGACCCUAGUUACAUAAUUUCAUUAAUCCGUAAACUCCUUCCUAUGGGAACUGGGACUCGUGACCAUUGUGAUGGUGUUGUUGAUGGUGCUUCUCGUGUUCAAAGCUCAAGUAAUGACCACAUGGAGGCAAGUGGAUAUGACAAUGAGAAUGCUGCUGAUACUGUUAAACAAUCUGCUUGUCAAGAAGGAGAAAUGGAAAAUUCAUGUGAUAGAAACAGACAGCAAAAAAUAUCAGCAGAAGAAGAGGUCUGGGAGGAGUAUGGCUGUGUUUUAUGGGAUCUUGCCACAAGUAGGACUCACGCUGAACUUAUGGUUGAAAAUCUAAUCCUUGAGGUGCUUUUAGCCAACCUUAUGGUUUCCCAGCCAGUGCGUGUUACGGAGAUUUGCCUUGGAAUCAUUGGAAAUCUGGUCUGCCAUGAAGUUCCCAUGAAAGUAAUAGUUUCUAGAAGUGAACUGAUUGAGAUAAUUAUGGAGCAGUUGUUUCUAGAUGACACCGAGUGCUUGAUUGAAGCUUGCAGUAUUCUAUCAAUUGCAAACAUCUGA